Messenger RNA from Paramisgurnus dabryanus, 5796 nucleotides. RefSeq names its product tetratricopeptide repeat domain 3 (gene ttc3). Gene Ontology annotation, molecular function: protein binding. The record is from RefSeq and is a predicted model, not a curated record. Lineage: Eukaryota; Metazoa; Chordata; Actinopteri; Cypriniformes; Cobitidae.
AGAAGAAGAAGAAGAAGAAGAAGAAUGUUUUCAGUCCAUGCAUGAAACUCUAACGGCAGACAUCAGAAAACACACAAACAGCUUUAAAUGUUAAAACAGAAUGUCAGACUCUGAAGACUCCGAUCUAAAAGAAGGAGCAGAUUUUGUGAGACACCAGACAAAGAUUGUUUAUCACAACCAUCAUCCUUAUAUUCACAUGGAGCCUCCUGAUGUAACGUAUAAGAGGUGGACCAAGAUAAAGCCAGAAGUGAAGAAAGAAGUGGGUCACAUGAUGCGCAUCUCUAGAUUCUGGUGGUACAUCCUCCUAAAACCGCAGGAACGAGAGAACACUUCAUUCUGGGCUAUCAGCAUGGGCUUUCUGGACCCAAAUGUUUCGUCAGGUGAUUUGAGUUUGGAAACACUCAAGAAGAUAGAAGUGUUAGAAAGCAUUCUGGAGGCCAUGGACAUGGGUCUUUCUCACAGAGAGGCGGAGAAAAAAGCCCGAGCUCUGGUAGCAAUAAAUAUGUCCUUAAUCGUGAAUGUACACAGUUUGAAAGAUGCUGUUGAUUGGCUGGUGGACUCUGGUAUGCCAAACAUCCGUGAGAAACUGCAGGAACUGGACUCGUUGGAUAUUCGGUAUCACACGCUCCGCAUAAUCUUCAGUGAAUAUGUGCACUAUCUUCUGGUGAUGUCGUCCAGUAUAAAGCAAGCCAUGAAAGAUUUUAGUACAGAUCCGGACUUGUGGUCUUUAGGGAAAAGUGAGGAAAUGAAAAACAAAGGAAAUGAACAGUUUCAGAGAAAGAAAUAUGAUUCGGCUCUUAAAUGGUACACGAAAGCCAUAAAAUACCAUCCAAACAAUCACAUCUUGUAUGGGAACAGAGCUCUCUGUUUUAUACGUUCUGAGAAAUAUCUGAAAGCUGUCGGUGAUGGAAAGAGAGCCGUUAUAUUACAGCCGGACUGGGCAAAGGGUCAUUAUCGCUUCUGUGAUGCCCUCUUCUAUCUCGGGGAACAUCAGAAAGCUCUGGAAGCAAACAGACACGCACAGAACGCCUGUGGCAGAGACCCCGAGGGAUAUAAAGAUCUUGUGCAGCAGUUUGAGAGAUUCCAGACAGAACUUCAGGAAAAAAAAGCUGAGAUGAAGUCUAAGAAGAUGGAAACCAAAAAAGCGAGAGCGCAUGUGACCAGUGAUUCUUCAUCUCAGCCUCUGAAAUCCAGUCAUAUAUCUGAACCUGCAUCUGACUCAACAGUUCAGGAUAAUCUGCAACAAUCAGAAAAGCAGCAGCAGCAUCUGCCUGAAAGUUUAGAAAACUCAGAAGCUCCAGCUGAAGACAAAAGUGAAGCACACAAAGACUUAAACAGUGAAAUGACUCCACGGAAGAGUAAGAAAUCAUAUUUGAACACUCCAGAGAAGCCGGCGGUCCGGAGCAAACAUCCACCCACUCCAGAGAAGCCGGCGGUCCGGAGCAAACAUCCACCCGCUCCAGAGAAGCCGGCGGUCCGGAGCAAACAUCCACCCGCUCCAGAGCGAGCCGUCGUUCCAGAGCCGCAGGAGACGGUGAGUGAUGUUACUAUGAAAGAACGCUUCUGUGCUGCGGUUCAGGAGGGUCAGGAGGCUCUGAAUGACCAACGCUGUCAGAACGCACAGCACGCUUUCUCUCUGGCCGUCAGUAUGUUGGACUCCAGCGUCAUCAAGGAUCUGGGCUUAUCAGAGUUGGAUAUAUGUGUACUCCUAUAUGGAUAUGCAACGGCACUGCUGGAAAUCGGUCAACCUGAGGAACUGGCUAAAGCUCGGAGACUGUUCAUCGAGUUAGAGUCGUCAGAAAGAAAGUUUCAGUCAUUGGUGCAAUAUGGGAUGGGCAGAGUUUAUCUGAAGGAGAACAGGUUUGCUAAAGCUCUUGAGCACUUCUCCAAUGCACUGCUAAUAAUUCAGAGAAACAUCACACCUGGAAAACUUACCUGGCCAACAACUAAAGCAAUACUGGAGGAAACCCAACCGGCCUGUUUACAGGAACAUCUGGAGAACUUUAUAGAGAUGUGUAAAUUUCCACCCAAACCAGAUGCUGUCUGCCGUCAUUCACAUUGUUUGUCUCAUUCUAUUGAAAUCUACUUCAGUGAUCCAGACUUUAAGGGCUUUGUACAGUUGAUCUGCAGUCAGGGCUGCAAAGUUGAGUUUCAUAUGACCUGCUGGAAAAAACUCAAAACCCUUUCAUUCACAGAUAAGAACGACAAGGACUUUCUAAAGGAUUCAUGUUUUACACCAGACUGUGGAGGUCAAAUCUGUCACAUUGUAAUAUUUGGCUCAUCUGGGCUCAUAAAGUGUGAGUUUGAAACGUCUAUUCCUAAACUCAGACCAGCUGGGCGAUUGAGAAGCAGACAGCAAUGUACAAGUAUUAAGAAGAUGAAAUCUAAAAAUGAUAAAAAACUUAGAAGGAAACAACACAGACUGACAGCUUGUGCUGCUCCUCGAGAGAGAAAUGAAGUUAUUCCUGCAGAUGACCCGGCAAAGAGAGUGACACCCGAACGCUCCGUUAUUGUGGAUCGUGUUUUACAUCAAAUUCAUGAAAACAAAGAACUUUUUAAAGAAGAAUCUGUGAAUAUUUCUUGUGUUUUGGAUCAUCUACGGCCCUGGCUGGAUUUGUAUGAGUGUAAAGGUCAUGAGAGCGCUUUAAAGGUCUAUGGAGAAGAUAUACGGCUGUCAGAGCUGGUGGAUCUUCUGUUGGAGUCCAGUAACCGGGUUUGGGCGCGACUCUUUAUCGAGAAACUCUGCUCGUGGCUUCAUAUUAAACCCAAAUUACAGCAGUGGGCUCAGCAGCUGGAUAACGCAGGUCUGAAGGCAGCGGAGUCGCUCAUCAGUCGGUACGCUUCUCAUCUCCAGCAGCUGGACGUGAAGCCGCUGCUCACGUUUAAACCCCUUCAGGAUGCAUUUAUCAGGACAUUUGGCACCAGUGCAGAUUUAUUUGACAGCAGUGGAUUUACUUUAAUGGAAUAUCUCAAACGGGCUCCCGCUAAAGACACGCGUCUGUUUAUUUGGACACUAGAGGCGAGUCGUGAGCGUUACGAGUCCUGUCACUUUAUUCUUGAUCAGUAUUUUGAGGAUGAUGCUGUUUGUUUAGUCAUUAAAAAGACGGAUGAUGCUGAGAACACCAAUUCUGUAUUUAAGACUAAAAGCAGACAUCGGAAAAAAAAGCAGAAAGAUUCAAAGUCUGUUAUUCUUCUCUCUGGAAUGAGAGGUGGACACUCGAGAGAUGAAGAUGAUGAAGAUGAUCUGUUCUCUGAGGAAAACGCUUUUGUGUUCUUCAAUAGCGAAGAUCCGUUCAGCGUUCCCGAUCACCUCCGCGGUCAGCUGGCAGAAUUUGAGGAACAGUAUGCUGGAUCAGCGCACAGAAGCUAUUAUAAGACAAUUUUGGACAAUAAUCCAGAUCCCACUAAAGAGAGUUUAUACGAUUAUUUUGCUCAGAUUCUUGAAGAACACGGUCCUCUGCAAGCGUCAGAUCCUCUGAUGGUCGGCGAGUUGGAAAACUUUCCUCUGGAGGCGCAGCAGAAAAUCACCGCUGCCGGAGGACUGGAAGCGUUUCUGCUGGAGUCUCUGCGAUUUGUUAUGACCAACAACAAAAUGGGACUGAUGAAACACGUGGUGCCUCUCACAGAAUCAAUGUCACAUCUUAACCCCUCGGCUAAAGAGUUCUGGCCUCAUACAGACGUUUUGCCCAACGGCGUGUCUCUCUUUAACCUGUCUUCCUUUGAUAACGGUGCUUCGCCGUCUUUUCCGCUGUCCGUUACCUCUGACUCUGUUGUUCUUCCUGAUCCGUACGCUUUUGAGAAUCCCUUGGUAGAUGACAAAUUUUCGGCUGCGGACGUCACGUUAGACCCUGCGGCUCAGGCCGAAGCAUCGCAGCUGUACGAGACCGUUGGAGAAAACGUACCUGCGGAGUACAGCAGCUGUGUAUUUGAAAACUCUGUUUAUAUCUCUGAACGGUCCGCCGGAGAGAGAGGCGGAGGAAACGGGUCAACUCAAAAGAUUGCCGUGAGCGUGCAGGCUUCUGAUGAGAGUAAAGAUGUUUCCAUCAGCACUGAGCCCUUAGUUUCCUUUGAGAGGAACAAUGGUGACAUGAUACAGAAAGAAAAACAAACGCUCAGUCUGUCAAAGAAGCUUCUGCAGAUGAAGGAAGACGCUGAUGCUGUGCAGCAGAUGAGGAGCAAGCAGAUGACAUCACUGCAGGAGGAACUGGAGGAGAUCACACACAGGACACAGAUCGCCGGCGCAGAACUCGGCAUGUUUCAGCAGAAACUAGAAGAUGAAGUAAAGAAAGACCAGCAGGAGAAGAAGGAAAACCAAGAAACCCUGAAGAUGCUAAAGAUGAACAUCAAAGAACUGACAGAUCAGCGUGAAAGUUUUACAAGAGACAUCAGUGAGAAAACCAAAGAGUAUCAGACCAAACUGGAAGAUUUCCUGGACGUCAGUAACCAGUGUGCAGCCGAGCGGAUGAGUCUUGAAGAUGAAAUCAAGAGACACAGAGACACCUGUGUGAAGGACCAGAAAAGAUCACUGAUGGCUCAGCUGUCAGUCCUUCAGAACAGAAGAGAUCACGGCCUGCGAUGUCUGAGGGGACGAUUGGAUGAAGGGAAUAUGAUUGUGAAACACCUGACAGAGGCGUCGCACAGUUUCUUCUCUGCCAUGCUGCUGUCAGCCUUAGAUGACUGGAAGAAAUUCAUAAGUGACAUUGAAGAAAAAAUCCACAAUGCUGAGAUGGAGUUUGAGUCUCAGAUGAAUGAAGUAAAGAAAGGCACCAGACUGUGUUCACUGCCGCCCGUGUCUGUACCGAGUCCUCCCGCAGUACCGGCGACAGCUCCUGCGGCCUUUCAGCAGUCUGGGUCCCACAACACGCACCUCCACAGCCAUCACGGGUCACUGCAGCCCACCCGAACCCCCACACCCACCGGCCGCAACACGCCGCAGCCCGCAGAGAGACGUCCGGAGGAAUCCCAGCAACACGUCACUGUGUACGACAGGAUGCUGGAGCGUCUUAACGUCAUGUUUCCUCAUUAUAACAAGAUGGUGUUAAGUAAAUUCAUCCAGGAGGUGCGUUUGGCUAACGGAGGCACUCUCAACGCAUUGACCUAUGAUGAUGUCGUCAACAGAGUCGCACAGCUGAUCCUGGACCAUCAGGAGAACGUGCGGGAGAUGACGGUUAGAGACGAGAGGGACUCUGCUCAGGGUUCGACUUUAUCUGAUGACUUAGGCAGGUGGACUGGAGCGCCCCCGCUGACACACGUGUGGAAGAACAUGUCAGAAAAACAUCGCAACGCUGCGCUGGCUCUCAACAUGGAGGAUCCGUGUAUCAUCUGUCAUGAGGACAUGAGCGCUGAAGAUGUUUGUGUGCUGGAGUGUCGCCACAGUUUCCACAGACAGUGUAUAAAGUCAUGGCUGAAGGAACAGAGCACAUGUCCCACGUGUCGAGAACAUGCGCUGUUACCAGAAGAUUUUCCUGUGCUGCCCGGCAGACAUCGCAAGAGUCAAGCGUCUGCCGCCACAUUUAACUGAACCGAGCACGCUGUCCUUCUUUACGCUGAAACCUUUAUAGUGUGGGACCAAUGUAUGUUUCAUUUUAUUCAUCUUAAUUUCCAAAAAAAAAAAACAUUUUCACUUCACAAACAUUCUGCAUGCUGUGAUCUUUAUAAACCCCACAGUGCUUAAUCUGUUGUUGAGAUUAUUUGUAGCUGUCGUAAAACCUUGUGGACCAUUUAGUGAUUUUGUUAGAAUUAUUUUCUAAUGUAAUAAAGUUUCUUUAACACUUUUAGGACAAACAUUUUACUCUU